CAGUUCUUAUCCAAGAUGAAGGUUUUGAUCGCCUUGUUUGUUGUGGUGUUUGUGGAUGUAGUCGCCUCGCAAUGUUCUUGUAACACUAUGAAAUGGGCCAAAUGUGAUGGAGAACCAUGCAAGUGUACUCUUCAGUUUUCUUCAACAUACAAGCAAGCGCUUGAUUGUACAAAAUUGAUUCCCAAGUGCUACCUCAUGAAAGCGGAGAUGUAUCGCAUCAGGAACAAACUGACCACAAGAUCCAUUGGUGGGAAACCUGUAGAAACUGCCUUUGUGGACAAUGAUGGCAUCUAUUACCCAGAAUGUGAGAAUGAUGGAAGGUUCAAGGCAAUCCAGUGUAACGGCACUGACGUGUGCUGGUGUGUCAACAGUGCUGGUGUGCGCAGAAGUGACAAGGGAGACAAGAACAUCAAGUGUGAGCCUGUGGAGACCUAUUGGGUUCGCUUGGAACUGAAGCAUAAAGUUGUGGCUGUUCCUCUUGAUGUUAACAAACUGAGGACUGGGAUUGAGAAUGCUUUACUGGAACGUUACAAGUUGGAUAAGAAAUUUGUGACUGAGAUUCAGUAUGACAAAGAUGAACGUGUCAUUGUGGAUGUCAAAAAACCUGAGAAAGAACGUGUUACAGACCUGUCCCUCAUGACUUACUACAUGGAGAAGGACAUCAAAGCUCUGCCCCUCUUUCAAGAUGAAAAACCAUUUGAAGUCAGUGUUGAGGGAUCAAAGGUGUCCAUGGAGAACAUCCUGGUGUACUAUGUAGAUGAAGUGGCGCCCACCUUCACCAUGCAGGGGCUGACUGGUGGUAUCAUUGCUGUCAUUGUGGUGGUCAGCUUGAUUGUAAUUGCAGGACUUCUGGUUGUGUUCUUCCUCACACGGCGACAGAGGGCCCAGCACAGUGAAGCACAGGCCAGAGAGAUGGAGACCAUGUCUUAAAGCUAUUAAUAAGAAGUCUCAUGUACCCGAGUCUGAGACUGGGAUGUGCCCCAUGCUGAAGCUUAGACCAGCUGUACUUUUGCUUGUGACAUAAAAUGUGCAACACAUUAUGUUUUACUACCAAAUUAUUUGUAAUAUCUAAUCAUUUUAAUAUUUAACUUGCACUUGAAAGGUUUCCGCAACACCUUGCAAGAUCUCUGCAAAAAGUCUCACAAUUUAUUACCAGAACAUGAUGCAUAAUGCACAUAACUGAUUUAGGACAGACUUCUGAGGCAGCAUAACGGUUUAAUGAUAUACAACAAAACAGUGAGCUUUGUUGAUACCUGAGUGAAUAUUUAAUUACUACAAAGUAAUUUCAUCCUAGAAAUAACAUUGAAAACUAGGAAUCUCUACAGAGACUAUAUAACCUACACCACAUAGCUGUUGUGCUGAUUGUGUUGUAGGUUGUUCAGAUGA
Molecule: messenger RNA, 1386 nt
Organism: Cyprinus carpio (common carp)
Lineage: Eukaryota; Metazoa; Chordata; Actinopteri; Cypriniformes; Cyprinidae
Product: epithelial cell adhesion molecule-like
Exons: 9
Coding region: 16-930 (304 amino acids)
Cellular component (GO): membrane
Source: RefSeq, a predicted model, not a curated record